This is a messenger RNA of Linum trigynum, 2695 nucleotides long. NCBI's taxonomy places the organism in Eukaryota, Viridiplantae, Streptophyta, Magnoliopsida, Malpighiales, Linaceae. The record is from the annotation of a GenBank genome assembly.
CAUCAAUAUUCAAAUGUUCAACUUAAGAUUCCAAAGAUUGAGUUAGGCGAAAAAGAAAAAUUGGAAAAUAGGCGCAUUUCGCAAACCAAAGAAAAAAAUGAGACAAUUUGACAUCCAACCCGGUAACUUUUAACGAUUGACCCAGCGGGAUGCUUGCGACCUGUUUUUCUCACCAAGCCAGAAUCAAAGUGGGUCGACCCGCAGGUUGACAACCUUGUAGUGGAGCAAUACCGAAGAACCACAAACCCACCCGUUAGUAUUGGGCUGGUUAAGAGAAACCCGAACCGACCCCAAGAUCCCAAACGAAACGACACAUUUUAGCUUUCGUGUUGCCCACUAGAACUAGGGUCUGGAUUUUUUAUUUUUUGUUUCACCAUCCCUCCAAUUUCCAAACCUCCUCUUCUCUCCUGAACCAACGCCUAAGCCACUACUAAACUGGAUCUCUGUUCGGGACAUCGCAACGCCGGCGAUGGGUCAAUCGAUAUUGUAGAGCUCUCCACCUUUCCUGCCAUCCAUUGUUUACCCGAUUUCUCGCCGUUUCAAUCUGAAUUCAUCUCCCAACUCUGCCGCCGGGAGGAACUUCGCUUCACUAUCUUCAAAUGGCAGCGAAAAAGCUUGUCCGGGACUUGCUCCUGGCUAGGCAGCCACUCCUCGUCCAACUCAAGCCUCCUCAGGGUUUAUGUACGGCGUCAAGGUUUAUGGUGGACAGUAGGUGGUCAAGUUACCGGAGGUUUGGUGUCUUCAACAAUGUUAAAGAAGAAGUUAAUAGAAAUCCAGAGCUUCAGAAGUCAGUUAAGGAAUUGAAGGAGAAAGCUAAGGAAUUGAAGGAGAAAGCUGGAGGACUUAAAGGGGUUAAAGAUGACUUAAAAGUUAGAACGAAGCAGACAACUGAGAAGCUGUAUAAGCAUGUUGAUGGCGUCUGGACGGAGGCUGAAGCAACUGCUAAGAAGUCUAUGCUAUUUCAGGUUUCCUCAAGUGUCAAGGAGAAGAUUUCUGCUGCUACAGAAGAGGUGAAAGAAGCUUUCAAGAUGGGGAAGAAUGAGUCUGCUGAGUCCAGCGGCACUUCGUCUGAAGAUGGUCCUCACACAAAAGAUAACACUAAAGGUGCAACUGGGGAAGAAACAAAUCAAGGUUCCGAGACUAAGGAAUCGGCAGAAACAUUGUUUGGAAAAUUCAAGUCAAGAAUCCCUACUUUUUCUUCGGCAUUCCAAAAAUUGAAGGAGGCAAAGGUCACUGAGAUAAUGAAGAAGGGAUAUGACAUUGUGAAGGAUGAGUUAAAUGCUAAUCCAAAUGCAAGAAAGCAACUCGAGUUUACCCCUUUUAAAGGAGAACUAAGCACAAAUACUGAUGUUGUUCCACUGUCGAGUCCAAAGCAGUCUCGCUUGAAUGAAAAGUGGCAGGCUUUUAGGAAAAAGAUGCAAGGCAAUCCUGUUUUCAAGCGUGUCUCUGGGAUUAGUAAACCUGUUGUGACCAAAAGUCAAGAGCUUGCAGAAGACAUGCGGGAAAGAUGGGAGACAAGUGACAAUCCCAUUGUUCACAAAAUUCAAGAUGUCAGUGAUACCAUCUUUCAUGAAACGGAUACUGCAUCCUGUAUCAAGGAAAUACGUAAACGUGAUCCAUCAUUCUCUUUGCCAGACUUUGUGUCGGAGAUUCAAGAUGCCAUUAGACCUAUCCUUACUGCUUACAUGAAGGGAGACACUGAAGCUUUGAAGAAGUAUUGCUGCCCAGAAGUAAUUGCUCGGUGCGAAGGAGAGCGUAAAGCUUUCACGAGCAGUGGCAUCUUCUUCGAUAAUAGGCUUCUUCAUGUGUCCGAGGUGGAAGUACGAGAGACCAAAAUUAUCGGAACAGCUCCGAUAAUAAUUGUAACGUUCCAGACACAGCAGAUUCAUUGCAUGCGGGAUCGUAACGGUAAAAUUACUGAAGGCGGCCAGGAUACAAUCCACACUGUGUAUUAUGGCUGGGCAAUGCAACAAGUAGAGCCACAAGAACUGGGAGAAGGUGCUAUCUACCCAGUAUGGAGGUUAAGGGAAAUGCAACAACUUGGUGUCCAAGCUCUCAUUUAACAUCUCAACCACCUUAUUUGAUUGCCUUCUUGAUAUGAAUAUCAAAUAUGUAACGCCUAUAUAUACACGGGUUGAAGCACCGGAGAAGUCUGGUGUAAUUUUGAUCGAAUGUUAUCCAUUAAUGUUAUCUAAUGUGUUUUCUAAGUUUAGGUUCAAGUCAUUAAUUGACAACGGUCGAACGUUUCUGACAAAUGGUUGACCUUCUGCAGAUGCAGUUAACCGUUUUCUUCAAAUCAUUAGCAAAGCAAUUAACCCUAACAGGCCAAGAGAAAUAUAGGAGUGUGAUCAAAUCAUCAAACAUCCUGAAAGCAGGCCCAAUUUAUCAAAGGAAAGCCCACUAGGCUGACCUGCUGCUUCCAACUCAAUAGCCCAAAUAUUAUCCAAACUUAGUAGGGCAACCAAGCCGCUCAUAAACGGCUCGGCGUCCUAUUCGAGAAAAACUCGUUCGAGACUCGAUUCAUCUUAAUCAAGCCGGCUCGUGAACAAGCUCGUUAACUAAAUGAGCCGAACUAGAGUCAUACCAUGUUCAGCUUGAAAGCUCGCGAACAAACUCAUUUAACGGUUUGGCAUCAGAAAGGAUUGGAAUUCAUGGAUUUUAUGUAUUGAAAUUGGGAUAAAUAUUGUGUUUUGUU